Molecule: messenger RNA, 4235 nt
Organism: Siniperca chuatsi (mandarin fish)
Lineage: Eukaryota; Metazoa; Chordata; Actinopteri; Centrarchiformes; Sinipercidae
Gene: smc2
Product: structural maintenance of chromosomes 2
Exons: 25
Coding region: 190-3792 (1200 amino acids)
Biological process (GO): chromosome organization
Cellular component (GO): chromosome
Molecular function (GO): protein binding; ATP binding; ATP hydrolysis activity
Source: RefSeq, a predicted model, not a curated record
ACAGAGCGGGCGGACUAGCGGCUCCAUACCUGCCGCCAAAAUUCAAGUUAGGGACAAGAACGAGUUUCCCUGUGGUCGGUUGUAAACACUGGCCUGUAACCUAGUGCGCGACCUUUUAAGUUACCAGAUUGGUAUUUAGACACCACAAAUCUUGCCUCCGGAAUCUGCGGAGAGAGGACAGGACUAAAGAUGCACAUCAAGUCUAUUAUUAUUGAAGGAUUCAAAUCCUACGCGCAGAGGACGGAGAUCAACGGCUUUGACCCGCUGUUCAACGCCAUCACAGGACUGAACGGCAGCGGCAAGUCCAAUAUUUUGGACUCGAUAUGUUUCCUUUUGGGCAUUUCCAAUCUCACCCAUGUGCGAGCCUCCAACCUCCAGGACUUGGUUUAUAAAAAUGGACAAGGUGGUAUCACCAAGGCCACUGUGUCUAUUACCUUUGACAACUCCAACAAAAGUCAGAGUCCUCUGGGUUUUGAAACUCAUGAUGAGAUCACCGUCACCAGACAGGUGGUAAUUGGUGGCAGGAACAAGUACCUCAUCAAUGGAGUCAAUGCCAACAACACCAGGGUGCAAGACUUGUUUUGCUCUGUUGGCCUCAAUGUCAACAACCCACACUUUCUCAUUAUGCAGGGGAGGAUCACCAAAGUUCUAAACAUGAAGCCACCAGAGAUCCUUGCCAUGAUUGAGGAGGCAGCGGGAACCAGGAUGUAUGAAUGUAAAAAGAUUAGCGCUCAGAAAACCAUUGAGAAGAAGGAGGCCAAGCUGAAGGAGAUUCAGACAAUUUUGGAUGAGGAAAUUACUCCAACCAUGCAGAAAUUGCAAGAGGAACGGUCAUCAUACUUGGAGUACCAAAAGCUGAUGCGUGAGAUCCAGCACUUGUCACGGCUGUACGUGGCCUGGCUGUUUGUAUGUGCAGAGGAAACCAAGAUGAAGUCGGCAGAGAAUCUGAAGGUGAUGCAGGAUAACAUUACAAAGAUGCAAGCCAGCAUGGCCGAGAAUGAGAGCAAAGUCCAGGAGCUCUCAGCCCAGAUUCAGGAGCUGCAGAAGAAAAAAGACCAGGAGGUGAAUGGCGUAUUAAAAUCCCUCGAGGAGGCUCUAGCUGAUGUGCAGCGUGUGGACGCCAAAGCUCAGAGUGCGCUUGACCUGAAAAAACAGAAUCUCAAAGAUGAAACCAAGAAGAGGAAGGAGCUUGUCAAGAGUAUGGAGGAGGACAAGAAAAUGCUUGUGGUAAAAGAAAGGGAGGUUUCUAAGUUGACAGAGCAGCUUCAGGCUCUGCAGGAGGAGGGACAGAAAGAUAGCGCAGCCCUCGAGGCAGCUGAGCAGCAUUUUAGGGCUGUGUCAGCUGGUCUUUCUACCAAUGAGGAUGGAGAGGAGGCCACACUGGCUGGGCAGAUGAUGACAUGCAAGAAUGACAUGAGCAAGGCAGAUACUGAGGCCAAGCAGGCCCAGAUGACCCUGAAGCAUGCCCAGGCUGAGCUGAAGACCAAACAGGCAGAGGUGAAAAAGAUGGACAGUGGCUACAAGAAGGACCAGGACACCCUGCAGACUGUCAGAAGCAGCAGAGAAAAACUACAGUCUGAGCUAGCUAAACUCAACUAUGAAGAUGGAAAGGAGGAGAGUCUGCUGGACAAAAGAAGGCAGCUGUCUAGAGAGGUCGCUAAACUUAAAGAGACCUAUGAGCGGCUCGUGUCACGCUUCCCCAACUUGCGCUUCGACUACAAGGACCCAGAUCGAGGAUGGGACCGUAGCAAAGUGAAGGGGCUGCUAGCUAACCUGAUCACAGUCCGUGACGUCUCUUACGCAACAGCACUGGAGGUUGUUGCAGGAGGACGGCUCUAUAACAUCGUAGUUGACACAGAGGUGACCGGUAAAAAACUAUUGGAGAAGGGAGAGCUGCAGCGGAGGUACACCAUCAUUCCCCUGAACAAGAUCUCUGCCAAGACACUCAACGACAGAGUGGUCAACACUGCCAAGAGCCUGGUUGGACAGGACAACGUCCACACAGCUCUGUCCCUGGUGGGCUAUGAGUCUGACCUGCGUAAGGCCAUGGAGUACGUCUUUGGCUCCACACUGGUGUGUGACACCCUGGACAAUGCCAAAAAAGUGGCUUUUGAUAAGCAAGUGAUGACCAAGACCGUCACUCUUGGGGGGGACAUCUUCGACCCACAGGGAACUCUGAGCGGAGGUGCUCGCUCCCAGUCAGCAUCAGUUCUGUCCAGCCUACAGGAACUGAAGGAGGUUCGGGACAACUUGAAUGACAAGGAGGCCCAGCUUCAGGAUACUGAAAGACAACUGGCCGGCCUUAAGGGAACUGCAGAGAAGUACCGUCAGCUGAAGCAGCAGUAUGAGCUGAAGGUAGAGGAGGAACAGAUUCUGCAAGCCAAGCUGCAGCAGAGCUCCUUCCACCAGCAGCAGGAGGAGCUGGAGAGGCUGCGCAAGGCCAUCGAGGAGAGUGAGGAGACUUUGCGUGUCACCAAGGACGUGCAGAAACGGGCUGAAGAAAAGUACAAGGUGCUGGAGAACAAGAUGAAGAAUGCUGAAGCAGAGAGGGAGAAGGAGCUGAAAGCCGCUCAGCAGAAACUCAAUGCAGCCAAGUCCAAAGCUGAUGCCUUCAAUAAGAAGCUGAAGCAGAAGCAGCAGGAGUCUGAGGCUGUGGCCCUGGAGCUGGAGGAGCUGCGGAGGGAGCAAGCUGGUUAUGAGCAGCAGAUUCAGGCUGUAGAUGAAGCCAUGACGGCCAUCCAGGAGCAGAUAGACAGCAUGGCUUGUGCUGUAUCACAGAACAAGGAGGCAGUGCGUAAAGCCCAGGAGGAUCUUGCCAAACAGAAGGAAGUGAUCAUGGCUCAGGACAAAGAGCUCAAGGGGAAGAGCACAGAGGCCAAUAAAAUAAGAGAGCAGAACAACGAAGUCCAGCUGAAGAUCAAGGAACUGGAACACAACAUUAGUAAGCACCGCAAAGACAGCCAGGAAGCUGCAGACAAGGUGUCUCGGAUGCUGGAAGAACAUGACUGGAUCCACUCUGAGCGUCAGUUCUUCGGUCAGCCCAACACCUCUUAUGACUUUAAGACCAACAACCCCCGUGAGGCUGGUCAACGGCUGAAGAAGCUGGAGGAGACCACCACCAAGCUGGAGCGAAAUGUCAACAAGAGGGCCAUGAACAUGCUGAAUGAGGCAGAAGAAAGGUACAAUGACCUGAUGAAGAAGAAGAGGAUCGUGGAGAAUGACAAAGCAAAAAUCUUGCAGACCAUUGAGGAGCUGGACCAGAAGAAGAAUGAGGCUCUCAACUUGGCAUGGCAGAAGGUAAACAAGGACUUUGGCUCUAUUUUCUCCACCCUGCUGCCAGGAGCCACUGCUAAGCUGGCUCCUCCCCAGGGCUGUGGUGUCUUGGAGGGCCUUGAGUUCAAGGUGGCCUUGGGCAACACCUGGAAGGAGAACCUCACUGAGCUCAGUGGUGGGCAAAGAUCACUGGUGGCCUUGUCUCUCAUUCUGGCCAUGCUGCUGUUCAAACCUGCUCCCAUCUACAUCUUAGACGAGGUUGAUGCUGCCCUGGAUCUCUCGCACACACAGAACAUUGGGCAGAUGCUGCGCACACAUUUUAGACACUCCCAGUUUGUGGUGGUGUCCCUAAAGGACGGCAUGUUCACCAACGCAAACGUCCUGUUUAAGACAAAGUUUGUCGACGGCAUGUCCACAGUUACACGGACUGCGCUCAGCCAGAGUGAUGCCACCCUUCCCCACAAAGGCCAAGACAAGGCUCGUCAAAAAGACAAGAGGAACAAGCAGCUCAUCAGCUAAUCAUUGCACUGAAAUAGCUUAAGUCAUAUUCUAAAUUUGCUCUGGUAUGACUUCUUUAGAGACCAUGUCAUUUAACAUAACACAAUGUGGUAUCUGUUAAUAACUUCUGGUGGUCAGUUGUGUAUACUGCUAUUUCCUCUGUUGGUAGUCAUUGCUCUUCAUAAUCUAAAGAGUUCUGUUUAUAUGACAGUUGUUAUUGUCAAAGUGGCCAUUGCACCAGUCUGUUCAUGCUUUAUUUGUCUUGCAUGGGAUGUGUCCUCUUUGUGCAGCUGUAUAAAUGGGAGUUUCUUCACGUGUGUGACUUUUAAACCGUUUAACUGUAAAUUUCUACCUUGGUUAUCCUGUCUCUUUUCUGUUCUAUGUUCAUGCUCUUCUGCUACAAAUGUUUUAUAUGCAGCUAAUGUGUCCAUAUAUUUUAGUAAAUAAAGCAGGUCAAGUAUAAA